Paramuricea clavata is the source of this 219-nucleotide messenger RNA. The record is from the annotation of a GenBank genome assembly. Lineage: Eukaryota; Metazoa; Cnidaria; Anthozoa; Malacalcyonacea; Plexauridae.
AUGAGAGCUGUAACAGAGAACAAGAAAGUAAGUUUAUCCAAGAUAACUAAUUAUGGCAGUAGUGGUGACCACGAUGGUGGUGAUGACGAUAGUAGUGAUGGUUAUGUUGAUAGUACUGGUGAUUAUGGGGAGGGUGGUGGUGAGGAUGAUGAUGGUGCUGAUGAUGAUGAUGCGAUGUUAUAUAACGAUAGAAUUGCGCGUCCUAUGUUGAGAGCUUGA